Molecule: messenger RNA, 884 nt
Organism: Gadus morhua (Atlantic cod)
Lineage: Eukaryota; Metazoa; Chordata; Actinopteri; Gadiformes; Gadidae
Product: ubiquitin carboxyl-terminal hydrolase 37-like
Exons: 7
Coding region: 17-352 (111 amino acids)
Biological process (GO): protein deubiquitination
Molecular function (GO): cysteine-type deubiquitinase activity
Source: RefSeq, a predicted model, not a curated record
GGGCCAGUCCUCGUCCAUGGAGGUCUUCACCAACCUGUCCCUGGACCUGGAGCCUGGAGGCUCGGUGAGCCAGGCCCUGGACAGAUACCUCACGGAGAGCUCUCUGAAGUACGCCUGCCAGUGCGGAGGAAAUACAUCUGGCACCCAGUCCUGCUUCCUGACCCUACCUAACGUUCUGGUCCUCCACCUGAAACGCUUCCGCUUCACCCUCACUGGGAGGAUAGAGAAGGUGGAGGAUGAAGUCCUCCUGUCCAGAAACCUGGGACUCAGCAUUGGGACAGGAGAAGUACACACUCGUGAGUGUACUGAGCCACAUCGGUGCCCGGGCUACAUCAGGACAUUACAUCAGUGAGGGGGCCUAUCCGGAAGAGGGCAACAACCUGGCUGACCAAUGGCUGCGCUACAAUGACCUGAAGGUGUCACGGACCACCGGCAGGGCCGUCUGUCGCCGGCGGCAACGCACAGCCUACCUGCUGUUCUACCAGCGACAGGUGUAGAACAGUCUGGGGUCUGGGUGGGGGUGGGGGAAGGGCCCUCUGGUCUUUGGUGGGUGUCAGGGAUGUUGAGGAGCAGACCAACAUCCCAUCCCAGAGCCCCCCGAGACCACGCUGAGCCCACCCAGGAGCGAUGGAGUCCCAGACUCAGUGGUCUCCUCCACCCAGGCAGCCCCAGCCCUCAGCUCCUGCUGCAGCAGAUUCCCCUCGCCGAGUUUGCUUCAUUGCAACGGGGAAAACUGGGGCAGAAGUUGGCCGGAGGAAAGAACCAUUGGUGUGGUCAGCAGCUCAGGUGAGACUUUAAAUAACUGAUCAUUCACACACACAAGGCCCCGCUGCUGCUAGACCUACCAUGCAUGUUCACCUGGACACUCAGCUAUUGAUUCAUGU